CCGGUUGGAUAUGCUUUUAUUGGGGAAUACAUUGAUCCUAAGAUUACAGUUCCAAAGAAGAAAAGGUUCUGCAUGAAGCUGACUCCCAUACAUACUACAGAAUCUGCCAUCGCUGAUCUUAAACUGACUGUGAAAAAUAAGUCGCUUGGAGCACCAUAUACACGACUUGGUGAGAUGAGUGGCCUGGCUUUAUGGUGCAAGAAGGUUCCAGUAACUGCCCCCAAACCAACACCAAAACCUCGAAAUAUUACGACGGGUGUCAGAGGACUUUCUCUAGACAACGAAAAUCCUGCUCAGCCAGUCACAAAUCAAGCUCCUGUUCCAAAACUGAGUCGAGGACCUUCCAUCACUGAACAUCCUACAUAUGAGUCCAAUGUCUAUGGGAUAUCUGCUGUUGAUGGAAUUCCAUUCACAAUCCACCCAAUGUUUGACAGCAUAAUUGUCGAGCCUUCUAUAAUCUCACCUAGCUUCCAUGACCUUCGAAUCAAAACCCUGGCUGACAUUGAAAAUGAGUACAACUAUGGAUUUGUGGUGGAACGUACUGCAUGCACUAGAUGA
Messenger RNA from Staurois parvus, 558 nucleotides. The record is from the annotation of a GenBank genome assembly. Lineage: Eukaryota; Metazoa; Chordata; Amphibia; Anura; Ranidae.